GCGGGCUGCGCCACUGGGAAAAGACGCACCGCUCCGCUAUUGGACCACAAGCAAAGUGGAAGAGUUCACUGAAGCUCGAAGUGGAUUUCGCUUGGAUUUUUUUUUGUUUGGGAACUGAGGACGAGGUGUCUUCCACCUGCGGGGGUUUCAGCGCGCGUCCAACAGCUGCGUGUACGCCAUCGUGCUCUACAAUGAAGUGUUUCUUAUUAGAGCAGGCUGCCGGAGCUGGCCGUGCGUAAAGUUCUCCCUCUCCGCUCCCCGUUCCACGGUCCAAGCCGCAUGAGUUCACCGCUGUCUUUGGGUCAGCUGGCCGGGGUUCCGUUUGAAAUAAUGCACCCCACCAUGGAGAAAGACACGACCUACACCAAGAUCUUUGUCGGCGGGCUGCCCUAUCACACCAGCGACGCCUCACUUCGGAAAUAUUUCGAGACUUUCGGCGACAUCGACGAGGCGGUGGUGAUCACGGACAAACAGACGGGGAAAUCCAGAGGAUAUGGAUUUGUGACCAUGGUGGACAGGGCGGCUGCAGAGCAGGCAUGCAAAGACGCAAACCCCAUUAUCGACGGAAGGAAGGCCAACGUCAACUUAGCGUACCUGGGAGCGAAGCCUCGGAGCUCACACUCAACUCUUUCUGGUGGAGUUCAGCAAAUCCAGCCCACGUGGACUCAGAGGCAAUACGGGUUUGCCCCACAGUACAUCUACCCGCAGGCGCUCCUCCAGCCAGGCCUCCUGCUGCAGACGCACCUUGCACCCACAGCAGCAGCGUUCGCCUCCCCUUACCUGGAGUACAGCUCUGCCUACAGCCCCUACGCUCCCUCUGGGCUGGAGCAAUUCCCGUACACCUCCUCACUGUCACCCUCCUCUGGCUACUUCAACUACAGCUUUACACCCGGCACACCCACGCCCACUUUAACCGCAUCUCCAACGCCUCCGGCCGCCGCCAUCCAUCCUCCUUUGGCUGCUCUGACCGCUGUGUCCACUGCACCGCAGGCCUUCCUCCAUUACCCCCUUCAGCAGCUCGACCGCAUGCAGUGAACUCCUCCCACAAGGCAUGCUGCGAGUCCUCUACUUGACUGUCGACCUACAGCAUCAUCAGAAAAGCACUGGAUUGUUGGAAGAGUGUUGCUGUUAAAAGGGCUUUUGUGAUGGUUCACUGUAACUGAUAAGAAGGAUUUGGCGUUGUCCUCAGCAUGCGUCCCCUGAAUGUUCAGCUCCAUGGGCUACCAAGGGAGGAGAAAACUCUGUUGAGGUUGAAGGCAGUGCUGCAGGCCGAACACAUGAAGACAAUGAGAACAUGUCCGCCUGAUGUGACGCAACGGCUGCAGUUUCUCCAGAAUCUUAACUCUGGGUUCAGCUAAGUUAAAGAUCCGAGUUCUUUUUAAGUCUGCCACUCUGCCUCUGGCCUUAGAGGUUUAAAUUCACCCAAUAAAGUUAAUUUUUCCCCUUUUCAAUUGCCACAUCUACUGUUAGCACAGAGAAGUGUAUCACCAAACAAGCAAUGAUGCGUGAAAACAAUGGCAUCUGUUACUCAACUUUUGUACUAUUGUUAUAUGGAAAACUGUCGAGACCUAAAUUUAUUCUUCACACGGGUGAUUUUUGAGACUCUUGUUGUCUCUGAGGCUGUUUGUGUCUGUUACACUGCUAUCAAUACAUAUCAAACAAUGCAUUUGGAUGAGGAGUGUGUGAACUACAGGAGUAGGUGAUGGACCUUGUGCCAAAGGUUGGACUAUACUCCUGUAUCCAGUCACUAAUACUGGUGUUGAGUUGUAUAAAGUUUCUUGCAGUCGUGGCAUCGCCACCACAUUUUUAGUCAUAAACCAAGCCAUAAAUAUUUUUAAGCAAGUAUGCAAAAAUAAAAGGAUUUGUACUAAUUGUGA
Messenger RNA from Oryzias latipes (Japanese medaka), 1877 nucleotides. RefSeq names its product RNA binding motif protein 38 (gene rbm38). The record is from RefSeq and is a predicted model, not a curated record. Gene Ontology annotation, molecular function: RNA binding. Lineage: Eukaryota; Metazoa; Chordata; Actinopteri; Beloniformes; Adrianichthyidae.